AUGCUUAUUUUAUAUACUUUAUUUUUUGGAUUUGUUUAUUCUUUCAAUAUUAUUGAAUUGGGUAACACAAAAUAUGUCGAAAUUGAAGUUAGUUAGAACUCUUUGCGAUUUCGCUCAAAAUUCAAAUUCUUAAGGCUGUUCAUUCAAUCGAUACACCUUUGGGAAUUCAAAUAGUUCAUGCUGUUGUUUCAAUUUCAAAAACAAAUUUGGAUAUUGCAUUGAAAUCUGAUAGUGUUUGGUAUGUUCCAGAUCAACAAACAUUUUCAAAAUUGGUAAGCUUUUCAAAAUUAUCUAAUUGUGAGAAAGUGAAAGUUCUAUGAGUGAUAAUUGAAUAUAAAACAUUUUCAGGCUUAUCUCACAUCCUAUGGUUGGUUUUUGUUGGAAGAAUCAGAUUAUAUGAAAAUAAAAAGAAGAGCUUAUCCAAAAAAAGCACCGAAAAAUGCGCAAUUAGAUGUAACAAGUUUGUUAAGAAUUGCACCAAGUUCGUUAGAAAAUGUUCAAUUUAUCAAAGAAGGUAACUCUUUAACAUUGAUCAUCACUCAUAAUUAUAAUAAUUCAGGAACAAUUGGAGCAUACGUUUAUAGUUCAGCUGAUCAACCAACUUCAUCAUUCAAAGUUUGAAAAAUUAUCUAUCUAUCAGUAACACUCGAAAUAUAAUAUUUCAGAAAACAUCCGAAGAUGCUCAAUUAAUUCGAAAUGGAAAUCUUGGAGCAUAUAUUUUCACUGAAGAUACAACUUCAACAUCAGCUUCAGAAUCACUUUUUUGGAUUGUUCCAGCAAUUGGAAACUCGAAAGUUUUCACAACAAGAUUACAAGAUUCAUCACUUUUACUUUAUUAUGGAAUGCCUAAAUUGGUUAAACUAAAUAUCUAA
Molecule: messenger RNA, 872 nt
Organism: Caenorhabditis angaria
Lineage: Eukaryota; Metazoa; Nematoda; Chromadorea; Rhabditida; Rhabditidae
Source: the annotation of a GenBank genome assembly